AUGACUAUCACCAGUACUAUUCACGUUCCUCAUCUAGGUGGAGUAGAAGUAGGCUACCAAAUGCCCAAGACCUAUGACCCAUCUAAACCCACCGUCAUCCUCGUAAAUUCAUUCACGACGUCGUCUGAACUCUAUCGCCACCAAUUUGAGGAUGAAAAACUUAAUACAGCAAUGAACCUCCUUGCUAUAGAGCCAUUGGGCCAUGGCAAGACAAGGACAAAGGCCGAGAAUUGGACUUAG
Molecule: messenger RNA, 240 nt
Organism: Sclerotinia sclerotiorum 1980 UF-70
Lineage: Eukaryota; Fungi; Ascomycota; Leotiomycetes; Helotiales; Sclerotiniaceae
Exons: 2
Coding region: 1-240 (79 amino acids)
Source: RefSeq, a predicted model, not a curated record